ACACCCACAGGGGGGCUCUGGGUAGCGGCCGCCGGCCUCUUUCCACCCGCUUCCGGGAGUCGCGGCGUCUUGCGGGUGCAGAAGAGCCAUGAACCUGGGAGAUGGAUUAAAGCUUGAAACUGAAAUAUUGGAUGGAAAACCUAGGCUAAUUUUGGCUUCAUAUGUGGGUAAAUCAAAAUCCGCAGUGAAGGUAAGUCUGGUGUGUCUAAAUAUCUGUGGUCAAUGUUGAUUAAGAAAGAAUGAAGUUCCACUGUCAAAACUCCUGGUAGCUGACAAAGUAGGUAGGAUUAAGAUGACUUGAAAUCCUCUAUCUCUGGAAAAUACACUUCAUGGAGUAUGACUAAAAUUUUAGACAAAUUGUCAGAAGAGAGAUUGAAAAAAAGACAGUAGUAUAGUGAAUUUUAUUGGAUAAUGUUUCGAUGAUUAAGUGAUUAAUUGGAAGCCACAUAGUCUGAAAGUUGAGUACUAAAGCCAGAUUUUCUUGAAUCUUAUUCCAGUAUUUUAACCACAAGGUCAUUCUUACUUUCUGAAAUACAGGUUGGACCUCUCAAAACCAGGACUCCCUCAUCAGGCAACAUCCAUGAUACAGGACAACCACAGGUGUUCCUAGACUGGGGAGUCCUGGCUGGGAGUCCUAUUGCCAAGAAGGCUGGUGGCUUGGAUCCUGGCAUAUCUAGGGCUGGGACCAGUUCCGGAGUACCAGUAGCUCAGCAGGGGCCACGGCAGCCCCAGUACUAGGGCCGGGAACGCGGCAGUGGGAGGGUAGGUGGUCAGGGGAGCUGGUAGCAGGAUACCUUCUCUGGUCUGGUAAAUUCCCUCAUUUGGGACAGUCAGGUCCAGAAGCUGAAGGGCAAAUGAGAGAUUUGUAUAGUCAAAACUUACUUUGUUCUGUACUACAAACUGAUGUGUGAGUGAGGCCAAGAGAGAAGAAAUAUGCCUGGUGCCAGCCACACUUUAGAAAAUUAAUUUUUUAGCCAUGUUUAAUUUGAAGAAAACAAUAUGACUUUCAGGAAGAGAUGAUAAAGAGUUGUGAGUGAGUGACAAGUGAAUUGAGUCAUUAUCACACAGAAUGUUUAAGGAUCAGGGAAGCAGAUGAGACCACCCAAGAACAUACAUUUGAGGUAGCAUGAGAAAGGGAGAGAGAACCGAGGAGGAUCUUUGGAGAACUCCUGUAAAGAGAUAGAGAAGAGAAUUAAAGGAACUCCUAUACAGUUAAUACGUUUCAGCAACCUUUGUAAUGAAAUAGCUACCUUGCCUUUUGUCAUUCUGAUACCUUACUUAGGAACACAUUGUACCUUCAGAUGUUUGCAUACAACUCCUGUUCAUAUCUAUAAAAGUUGCUCAUGAGUCUUCUGUGGGAUUAAUUUACCACUUACUGUGAACCAUAAUAGCUCAGCCUGAGAUGACAAAAUCUGAUUUUUAUGGAUUCUAGGUUGCUUUGGAGAUAGGAUAAGUUGGAGAAGGUGAGAGGAAAUAUUUUUUUCUAUGUACAUGACUUCUUACAAUUACAAGUGUUAGAUAAUUCUGUGGUUUUCCUUCAGUUUGCAGAAGUUAGUAGUUUAUCUCAGAUGGGUAAUAAAGCUAAAAUCCUCAAAUAUCCAUUGAGAACAAAACAGUCUGGACAUAUUCUGCAAUCAACACAAAGUUCCUGUGUCAAGCGUGAACAUAUUUUAUCAAAACCCAGAAGUGAAUCGAGGUGGUCAGCAAUUAAAGAUGAAAAAAACUGUAUGAUUUUGUCAUCUAAAGAUUCAUCAAAGGAAUCCUUAAAUAAAAACCAUGCUUUUAUUAUCCAAAAAGAUAACACAACUGGAAAGCCUGAUUUACAGGUUAUCCAAAAAGACAAUACUGCAGAAAAACCUAGUUUACAGAACCCUAAUAAAAUUGCUGUUAAGAAGCCAAAAGAGAAGUCUUCCUUAGCUGAAGAUCUAAGGAACAGUUUGGUGUGUUUAACACAAGAGCAACUUGAACAGAUUCUGAUGACUGUAAAACAAGGAACCAAAAUUGAGUGCCAGGCCCAGGAGGAAAAGCAAGAAGAAACAAGCCAAAACAAAAACAAUUUGUAUAGCACUGCUGCCAAGCAGGCAGCACAAGAAGAGAACAUUAUGGGAUUACUUCAAAAAGCUGGUGAAGUUUCAUCUGUCCCAAAUGAAAAUAAUUAUGCCUCAAGCAGAAAACAAGAAGCGUCUGAGCAGACUGAACAGAAAGUUAUUAAGAAUUCAUGGAAAUCAGCUGACAUGUUCAGUACCUUAGGUGAAAGAGAAAGGGAUAAAAUUUUAUUAGAAGCAAGGAAGCUCCAGUGGAAGAAGGAACUAGACGAACAGAUAGCUUUAAAGAAGAAACUAAAAGAAACUUUGGAGCAACAGACAAAAUACUACCAUUGGGCAAAAACGGAUGGUGAUAAAAUCCAUUUGGAAAAACUGCACACCGUUAAUCAAGCUAAAAUGACAUAUCCAGCUGAUUUGAGUGUUGCUACUGAGGAAAACCACAUUUUUAGAACCACAUUGGUCACGGAGGCUAGUGAAGUAGUACCCAAUAUAUCAAGUGGUCCAACUGUACAGUCCUCUAGUUUUAGUUCUCCUGACUUGCCAGCUGCCAUUCAUACAGCAUUUGUGUUAGGGGAAGCUACUCCAGUGGAAGACCCCUUUGGUACCAUGAAGUGUGAACAACAGAAGAAGUGGCUUCGAGAUCUGGACAAACAAAAGGAAGAGGCUAAACUACAAAAAAUAGCGGAAAAACAUAGUUUAUUAAAGGCUGAGGAGCAUGAGAGAUGGGCAGUGCAUUUUGAUUCUUUAAAGAACCAUCCUUGUGCUACUCCACAACAUCCCAUCAUAAAUGGAACUUACACCAAGGAGCCUGAAAUUCUUUGCCUGUGCCCUGAAUCUCAGGCCCUGACUUCUUUUAUUCAUCCUUUUACAUCUGCAUCUUUAGGCCACCUAAUACAUUCAAAGGUGGAGAAUGUAGAAAAAACUGUUGAGAACACUACUUUAGAACAAAGUCAAAAAGCCAGUUUUCUCCGGUCAAUGACCGCUCUUUUGGAUCCUGCACAAAUUGAAGAAAGAGACAGGAGGCGGCAGAAACAGUUAGAACAUCAGAAAGCUAUAAUGGCUCAAGUAGAGGAAAAGCGAAGGAAGAAGCAGCUGGAAGAACAGCAAAGAAAAUGGGAAGAACAAGAAGAAGAACACCGCUUAACACGGGAACGAGAAGUAAUGCAAAAACAGUUUGAAGAGGAUAUGCUCAAACAAAAACAAAAGGAAGAAAUCAUGACUCUUAAAACAAAUGAGCUCUAUCAGACAAUGCAGAGAGCACAAGAACAGGCACAGAGAUUAAAACAGGAACAACGCAUUCGAGAAUUGGCUCAAAAAGGACAUGACAUUUCAAAACUGCAAAAAAAUCUUGGUAGCUCUGGUGGUGAUAAAAUAUAUGUGUGUCAUAAUACUGGCCUUUCAAAUGUAAAUAAUGAACAUUGUUCUGUUGAAGUGAACGGUAAAGUGCAUCAAGAUGUAAAAACAGUAACCUCUCCUCGGAAAGAUACUGCUGUGCAAACAGAUGACUUUGACACCAGAGCACUUAUCAGCACUGAAACAUGUAUUGAGUCAGUUGAAAAGAGAAGAACUUUGGACAGUACAUCUCCAGAAAUUUCCAUAGAAUAUAAAGAGAAAUGUAACACCAAAAAAUGUAAGAAAGAAAUGCAGUAUCCAGAUAAAAAGAAAAUUUCAGAAAAAGAAAAUGCUGACAGUUACACUGAUUUAUAUGACCAAUUUGCAAGAAAAGAGAAACAAACAAAAACUAUGGAAAAAUAUGGAAAGAGACCUGACUGGAACAUAAACAAACCUGGGAAAAGGUAUAUUCCAGCAUCAGAAAGAUACCCUAGACAACUACAAAAGCAAAGGGAGGAAAAGAAAGUAAGACGACAGAUAGAGCUGCUUCAAUUGGUAGAAAGAAAUACUCCAGGCAAACUCUGCCAAAAGAAAGAAGUCUCUCCAGAAAGGUCUCCUUCACCUCACCAGGAAACUAAUACAAAAAGUAAGGGACAUGCAGUCACAAAGGAAGAACAAUAUCAGAGGAGUCAUUUGAAUGAAGAAAGAUCUAAAUCACCACCUGUUCCAGCAGUUAAAAACAGACUACAUGAAGUACAACAAAGACAGAUAAAUGCUUCUAAUUUCACAAUUCCAAAUGGCAGUAGUGGAAGAGAGAAAAAUAACACAGACAUGCAACAGAAGAAAUCCUCUUCUCCCAUUAUUGAACCUGAAAGACCAUCCUCUUCUCAUUUUAUUCCCUAUGUGCGAACAAAUGAAAUUUAUUACCUCGAUCCACAUGCACCAAUGACUAGACCUUCAACACAUGAUCCACAAUAUCGACAGUUUAAUGAUUCUUACCAUACACCAAGACAGAUUUUUAGCUCUGAUCAUGUGAGAGAUCCACUUCUUAAUCCUAAUCUGGUAAAAAACAGAGACCGACAGCAGGCAAUCCUCAAAGGACUAUCAGAAUUACGCCAGGGUCUCCUCCAAAAGCAGAAGGAGUUGGAGACGGGUCUAAUUCCCAUCAUUAAUCAAGAAAACUUUAUUUCACCAUUUUAAAAAAGGUACACAAGCAUACCAAAAAAGCUGUAAAAUGUCAUGCAUGGCACUUUAUAUUUGCUACUGUAAUUUACUAACUGCAUGUAAAUCUUUUUUAGUGGAGGUCUAAUCUCCAUUUAAUGUUGCCUCCUCCCCAACUUGCUUUUAAAAUGCUUGAAUAUAAUAUAUAAUGCAUUUGCUGUUUAGAAUUGUCUUCUACAGUGAAGAUUUAAGAUUGUGGUA
Molecule: messenger RNA, 4799 nt
Organism: Pelodiscus sinensis (Chinese soft-shelled turtle)
Lineage: Eukaryota; Metazoa; Chordata; Testudines; Trionychidae
Source: RefSeq, a predicted model, not a curated record